GUUCCGACUCUGCCCCUCCCCCACUUCUCGCAGGGAGCAGAGUCUGGGGGCAAGUGAGGGCGGAGGGAGAAAGGGGCCGGGCACUGGCUUCAGUUGGCGUUACUGAGCAUGCACAGAGUACCCGCGCAUGCUCAGUGAGAGCCAGGUGGUGCGCGUGGGGCGGGAGGAUGGGGCCGGUGCGCGUGCUGGAGCUGUACAGUGGCAUCGGGGGGAUGCACCAGGCGCUGACAGAUCCGGCCAUUUUUCUUUAUGGGAAGUGUGUGAAAGCUGUAUAUCAGCAGAAGUUGUUGCUGCUGUUGAUGUGAACACUGUUGCUAAUGAAGUGUACAAACACAACUUUCCCAGCACACCAUUGUGGGCAAAGACAAUUGAGGUGAGUAAUGGACACAUGUCUCUUUGUGCUCUAGCCAUCUCAGUUGAGUAUUCACUGCCACGUUUAGUGGGGAAUGUGGAAUCAAAACACUUGAAACUGGAGGCAGUAAAAGGAUUGCUUUGUUGGAUUAUGUGUAGUGAUGACUUUGGUCGAUUCCUGGAGAUGUAACUGCUACUUGAAGGAGAUGCACACAUGCACUGUGUAGACUGAUUUCAGAUGCCUUAUAGGUUAGCUGAGAGGGAUUUUGUUUUCCUGAAAACCUGCUGUAUAAGGGUGCUUGAUUACUGUGUCCAUAAAGGCUAUGUGGCCAAGCAGGGUGCAUCAACCCCCAAAAUAAAAAGAAAUGUAAAAGAAUUUUGUCAAAUUAGUAAGAGACAUUCAUUUCUUCUGCAUUUAAAACUGGAUUGGAAAAAGCAAUUUAAAAUACAGUGUAGGGAACAAUCCUGCACUGUUAGAAGACUGGAUCGACCAGGUGACCUAGUAAGUCUCUUCUCUCUCUAA
Molecule: messenger RNA, 874 nt
Organism: Chelonoidis abingdonii (Abingdon island giant tortoise)
Lineage: Eukaryota; Metazoa; Chordata; Testudines; Testudinidae
Source: RefSeq, a predicted model, not a curated record